UACAACCGGAAUGUGCAAUGGCCGCCGCGUUUCGCGUGACGUGCGAGUGUAUAGUGGAAUUUAUAAAAAAUCGACUAUAAGUUAAAAACAUGCUUGUAUUUGUUAGGUGAGGGUUAAUAUUAAGCACAAGUUAGCGGACUACAUUACAAUGCAAUGUGCUACUGAUAAAACGAUACCCGGAGUGUCAUCUUCCCAAUCUUCGAAGAAUGUCAAAGAAGGCGUGACAAUGAGAGAAAAAAGGGGAGGCGCAAUGAGCAAAAUGCAAAAGCUCAGGAAGCGCCUAUCCCUUAGCUUCGGUAGAUUAUCAACUAAAGACGAGCCGGACGGCGACGCCGGCGAGUGCCGCGGGCGGCAGAACGGCGAACGCGGCAAGCUCACCUACAACGGCUACUCCGAGGAGUGCCUCGACAGGCUCGAGCCCAACGGGAACAUACCGCACGACAAGGACUCGCAUUACGAUUGGAAUAGCGGUGCCAACGGGGAGUACCGGGUGCGGAGACAACUAUCAGUCUCGUCGGACUCGAAACUACUGGACGAGGGGGCGCGGGAGGACGCGCGGGUAGUCAUGAGGCCGAAACGGCCCCCUAGACCCAAGUCCGAAGCGUUCCUCGCGCACGACCACUCCAACCGACGUACGAAGCGGUUUAGUGCCUUUGGGGGUGACUCUCCGUUCGGCAAAUCCGAAGCCUACAUAAAGCUGGAGCAGCUGGGCGAGGGAUCCUACGCCACGGUUUAUAAAGGGUAUAGCAAUUUAACGCAACAAGUGGUAGCGCUGAAAGAGAUCCGACUGCAAGAAGAGGAAGGCGCGCCGUUCACCGCCAUCAGGGAGGCGUCGCUGCUCAAAGAGCUGAAGCACGCCAACAUCGUCACCCUGCACGACAUCGUACACACCAGGGAAACGCUCACGUUCGUCUUCGAGUUUGUGGACACGGACUUAUCGCAAUACAUGGAAAGGCAUCCCGGCGGGCUCAACCACCACAACGUCAGCCUAUUCAUGUUCCAGCUACUGCGGGGGCUAUCUUACUGCCAUAGGAGAAGAGUUUUACACAGGGACGUGAAGCCACAAAACCUUCUAAUAAGUUUACAAGGGGAGCUGAAGCUCGCGGAUUUCGGUCUGGCGCGGGCCAAGUCGGUCCCCAGCCACACAUACUCACACGAAGUCGUCACACUGUGGUACAGGCCACCAGAUGUCCUACUAGGCAGCACGGAGUAUUCAACGUCGCUAGACAUGUGGGGCGUUGGCUGCAUAUUCGUGGAGAUGCUGUGCGGCGUGCCCACCUUCCCCGGAGUGCGAGACACGCACGACCAGCUCGACAAGAUAUUCAAGGUCGUCGGAACCCCAACCGAAGAAAGUUGGCCGGGCGUCACCCGGCUCCCCGGCCUCCGCUCCCACAUAGCCCGAUGGGGCAGCUGCCCCGCCCGGUCGCUCGGAGCCGCCUUCCCGCGCCUAAGAGACGGCGGGAGGAACGCGGAGCGACUCGCCGCCGCCUUACUACAACCCGACCCGAGGAGAAGACUGGCGGCGCCGAGGGCGAUACACCACAGUUACUUCGCGCAUCUACCGCCGCGGCUCAACGAGUUGCCUGAUGGUGAGUGA
Molecule: messenger RNA, 1597 nt
Organism: Cydia amplana
Lineage: Eukaryota; Metazoa; Arthropoda; Insecta; Lepidoptera; Tortricidae
Gene: Eip63E
Product: cyclin-dependent kinase 14
Exons: 10
Coding region: 149-1597 (482 amino acids)
Biological process (GO): protein phosphorylation
Cellular component (GO): cytosol; cytoplasm; nucleus
Molecular function (GO): cyclin-dependent protein serine/threonine kinase activity; heme binding; cyclin binding
Source: RefSeq, a predicted model, not a curated record